Messenger RNA from Esox lucius (northern pike), 881 nucleotides. It is a transcript of the gene avd, whose product is annotated as avidin. Lineage: Eukaryota; Metazoa; Chordata; Actinopteri; Esociformes; Esocidae. The transcript is spliced from 4 exons. The record is from RefSeq and is a predicted model, not a curated record. The coding region runs from base 33 to 503 and encodes 156 amino acids. Gene Ontology annotation, molecular function: biotin binding.
UGUUAUAUUCACCUAGUAAAACUGAGAAGUCAAUGAGAUAUUCAGGAACACAUUUUAAGAGCUCCUGCAUGAAGAUGGCUGUUACAAAGUAUCUGCUUUUCUGGGCUGUAAUUCUGGGACCUUUUCUACCUCUGGCAAUCCCAUGCAAUGUGACUGGAAUCUGGAAAAAUGAGCUGGGCUCUGUGCUGCAUAUUCAGAUCGUUGGUUCAGAGCUCCAAGGCCUCUAUCAGAGUGCAGUGGAGACUGCUCCGGGAGCUACAGGCCCAGAACAACAGGCCAAAGUACUUGGUGUGGUUAACCAUCGGGGUCUGCAGACCUCUGUUGCGUUCUCUGUGUUAUGGGAAGGCGGUUCCUGUAGCUCCUGGGUUGGCCAGUGUUUCCAACUGCCAGAUGGAAAGAGGGUACUGAAAACCAUGUGGAUGCUGCGCUCAAUGUCUCUAAGCCCUGCAGACAACUGGAAGAGUACCAGGAUGGGAGAGGACACGUUUGUCUGUGAUUGCUGAAAGCGGAUUGUCCAGAUGUUCCUUCCCUGAUGAGGCAGUUUGCUGCCCUCUAUUGGACUGUUUAUGAACUAAAACAUUUCUGCUUGUGCAGUGCAUGCAUUCAUGUCAUUAGGGUUAUAACUCCAAUUCCUAAUUUUCCAGGAGAGCCUUUUAGCUAACCCUUUCCUCCUACCUGCUGUGUACAUUUUCAUUACCUGCUAUGAACACUACUUCCUCUGUAGAUGUAGUUCACCGUCCUGUUACUUGUCAUGAGCUCUUGAAGGUGUUUUCUUGUUUGUAGUUGGACAUUUUCAGACCAGGCAGCAGGUAUGAGCUGUAGCAGUGUAAUGUACAUCCCUACAUGUCAUGUGCUGAAUUAAAGAUAUUAUUGUCAUUUAA